AUGCGGAUGUCAACGGAUGGGCGCCUUGACGAAUGAGCAAAAGGAAAAAAGUAUGAGCAAACGGCCACGACAAAAGAUUAGGACCGAUGCAACUCGAGCUGGAGGAGAAAGUCAGGAGCAAGGUGAUGCGGUGCAGGCAAGGAGAAGGAAACUGGGUAACACGGCGACAGCAAGAAUAACCGAGAAAGAGGAGGAAAUCUACAGUUUUGACAGUGGAUGGGCAAAGGGUUUUGAUCCUUCUGAGCUGAAUGAUGAUGGGCGGAAGAUGUUUGGUUUCCCCGAAGAAGAAACAAGAAUGUCUCCAAAGGAGAAGCGGGAAAGAGAAAAAGCGCUGCAAAUUGCUGGACAGAAAUCUCAAGAGCCUCAACGCCUCACCCACAAAAUGUUAAGGGUUAUGGCCGGCAAGGAAGGAGGAAGAAAGCUGUGGUCGCCUGCAGAUGAGAAAGUCAGGCCAAUGAUGGAGGUUGUAAGAGGAGCUGUCUUCAGCAUGCUUCAAGCGCUUGCAGGAUCGCCGAGCAUGAUGCCACCGGGGCGAUGGCUGGAUCUCUACAGCGGUACUGGCUCUGUCGGGAUCGAGGCAUUGAGUCGGGGCUGUCAGUCGAGCCAUUUUGUGGAGCUGGACCCAUGGGUCAUCAACAAUGUGCUAUCAAGGAAUCUUGACGUGACAAAUUUUACAGACAAGGCAGUGAUUCAUAUGCAGAGGGUAGAGGCAUUCCUGGAAAGAACUGAGAAAUCAGGAGGUGCCAGCUCAUUGGACCGGAUGUGGGUGGAUCAAGUGGAAGUUGUUUUGAGUGGAACUUUUCACUAUGCUGUCUGUGGUGAGAAUUGGACAGGACCACAAGCUAUUGUAGAGUACCCCCGGAAAUCCAAGUCAGAGAUUCUUGACCGCUGUGGUCCGCUGCACAAGAUCCGAGACCGGAGAUAUGGGCGAACGAAUGUGGCCGUGUACGGGCCCGAAUGGGCAAUUGAGUGAAAAAUAAUGCGUUGGAAAUAUGAUGGAAAACAUCUACAGCCAAAAAAAAAAAAAAAGAAGCAAUUUUCACAAAUUUUCAGAGAAUUGAUUGUUCUUAUUUUUCGAUUCGUAUUUCAUAUUCUCAGAGGGUUUAACUCUUGUAUGUCUCAGAAAGGCACCCUUUGCUCUCCUUCAUGGCAUGUCUUUUUUUUUUUUUUUUUUUUUUUUUUUUUUUUUUUUUUUGUUAGAAAAAACAGCGUUGUUGAAAUAGAAGGGGUGGUAUAUGCAAUGUUGAAUUUGCAAUACAUCAAAUUAUUUUUCUGUCAAUCGAUCGAAUGAUUCAAAUCAACAUCAAGUAAAUGAAUUUCAUAUCGACGA
Molecule: messenger RNA, 1330 nt
Organism: Chara braunii
Lineage: Eukaryota; Viridiplantae; Streptophyta; Charophyceae; Charales; Characeae
Source: the annotation of a GenBank genome assembly